This is a messenger RNA of Agrilus planipennis (emerald ash borer), 2166 nucleotides long. RefSeq names its product S-phase kinase-associated protein 2 (gene Skp2). The record is from RefSeq and is a predicted model, not a curated record. The transcript has 9 exons. Gene Ontology annotation, molecular function: protein binding. Gene Ontology annotation, cellular component: SCF ubiquitin ligase complex. NCBI's taxonomy places the organism in Eukaryota, Metazoa, Arthropoda, Insecta, Coleoptera, Buprestidae. Gene Ontology annotation, biological process: SCF-dependent proteasomal ubiquitin-dependent protein catabolic process. The coding region runs from base 637 to 2037 and encodes 466 amino acids.
AAUCUGUCCUUAAUAUGCAGUUUAGAAUAAUGAAGAUUGUUCCAUUUUUAUUAAUAAUUUCUAACAUUUUACAUAUUUCCAUUGUAGAAGGUUUUGUUUGCCUUCCAGAUAGCUGUUCCAUGGUUAGAUGCGCGAAUAUACAGUGUAAAGAAAAUCAACUGAAAAGAGAAGGUGUUUGUGGUUGUUGUUAUAUUUGUGUAGAUUUAUUAGAUGAAGAUCAACAAUGUCCAAUUGCAUUGCUAGGAUCACCACCCCCUAAAGCCGAGUGUCGAGAAGGGUUGAUUUGCUUAGAAGGUCGUUGUCAGAAAUAUUAAAAGCUAAUUAUGUAAUAUAUUAAUGCUUUGAUAUAAUAUUAUGUAAGCUGUAAUAAAUUAUACUUUAUUUAUAUUUUAAAUGUUUAUUAUAAAAAAAAAUAACUGAGAAUGUGUGGUAGAAGUAUAGGACCUAUGCAUGGGACUAUGAGACACUACUACCUAUCAAUAUGUAUAUGUAUCUACGGUAUCUACUAUUGUAUGUUGGGUCUAUUAUCUAUGUGUUGGGUUGAUUUUCGGAGGGAAAUUGGUGCACUUAUGGUACCCAGUUAAUGUAUAAUGGUUGAUUUUAAUUAAUGUUUAGAACGGUUUUCUGUAAAUAAUAAUGAAAAUUGAACAAGACGAUUUAUUGAAAAUUGCUCAUGAAAAUUUAUGUAGAAUGGAAAAAUCGCCUCCGCGAAAACGUGCAAGAUAUGACUCUGAAACAGAAUACAAUUCUGUUGAAAAAUGGAGUUUACAGAGAAAGGAUGUAAAUUUAGAUGAAAUAUUUGAUUAUGGUGUAGCACAUUUGGGUGCUGAAUCAGAUGCUUUGACUGAAGGAAAACAGUGGGACUUCACUAAUUCGAGUUCUGUUGACGUUUCUUGUAGUUCUGUUGAUAUGACCGAAGAAGAUCGUUUAAAAGAGAUUGCUUUACUUGAGUCAACACUGCCUAAAGAAACACUUCAGAAGAUCUCUAAUGGUGAUUGGCAUAAUUUAUUAAUUAGAGAACCUAAUAGAAGUAUUACAGAUGACACAAAUUAUUUUGAGUCUUUAUCUGAUGAGGUUAUUCUUCACAUAUUUCAUUGGCUUCCAAAGAGAUUCCUUACUGAUACUUCCUUAGUAUGUAAAAGAUGGCAUCGGCUAUCUCAAGAUGAGAGCCUUUGGAGCAGAAUGGAUGUUUCUAAUAGAAAUUUACCUCCUGGAGCCAUAGGUCACAUUCUUAGUAGACAAGUUUUAAUUUUAAGACUUGCUCAGUCUGAAAUUGCCUUCCCUCCAAUUUUGUCAGGUGUCAAAGCAGCUUUAUCAGACUUUCGAGCACGUUUGCUGUAUUUAGACUUAAGUAUGGCUCACAUAUCAACAGAGAGCCUAGUUAUGCUGUUUAGUAGAUGUUAUCGCUUGAAAAAAUUGAGUUUAGAACAUGUUCAAGUUGAUGAUGAUGUUAUGUUGGCUUUAUCAUUGAAUACAGACCUUGAAAUUCUUAAUUUAGCAAUGGUGGAAGGUCUUCAACUUGAUGGACUGAAAUAUCUUCUUUCUAGCUGUCAGAAAUUACGUGAAUUAAAUAUUGCUUGGACUUAUCUGGAUUCACCUUGUAUUACAUACAUCUGCUGCAACCUUUGUUCUAGUCUUGAUAGGUUAAAUUUUUCUGGUUGCAGAAAAUUGUUAAAUGAUGAAAAUGUUAUGGAUUUAGUUGUAAACUGUCCGCGUUUAAGGGAAUUAGAUUUAUCCGACUGUACAGGUAUUACAGGGGAAGCUGUUAAACAUAUUGUUCGACUCGAAGACUUGAAUUUUUUAGCGCUGUCACGCUGUUAUCUCAUUCCUUAUAGAGCAUUACUACAAUUAAAGUUGAUGACUUCUCUUCAGUUUUUGGACGUCCACGGGGGUUAUAUUGAUGCCAAAGAACUGGAAGUGGUUCAAAAUGCCUUAGGUCCUCAUGUUACAAUAAAUAAGUUUAAAUUUAGUUCGGUAGCUAGGCCGACAGUAGGGCCCAAACGUUCCAGUAUUUGGGGGAUGAAAGUAAGGGGGUGAAUUUUGGUGCAUUUACCGUGAUUAAUAUAAUUAAAAUAAAAUGUGAUUUAAAGUUAAGUUUAACAGCGAAAAUUUCGUUAGUUUUAUUUUACAAACUGAGUAUUUUUUAUUUUAUGAUUUUGGAUAUGU